Capsaspora owczarzaki ATCC 30864 is the source of this 1809-nucleotide messenger RNA. Its product is annotated as inorganic diphosphatase. Lineage: Eukaryota; Filasterea; Ministeriida; Capsasporidae. Gene Ontology annotation, cellular component: cytoplasm. The transcript is spliced from 5 exons. The record is from RefSeq and is a predicted model, not a curated record. Gene Ontology annotation, molecular function: pyrophosphatase activity. Bases 80 to 1588 code for a protein of 502 amino acids.
CUACUCUUUUCUCAGAUUAUUUGUUCCCUUUUGUUAUUGAUUUUUUUUGUUCUGAGCAACUCAGCACAACCGACUGUCAAUGAGUUUCGUUGGCUCGCGCCGCCCGCCGCGUCCACCCGUCCUGGGCCUCGCCGCGUCCAGCUACAAUGUGGAUGUGCUACACUACAAUAACAGCAGCAAUCACAGCCACCCAAUCCUGGGCGGGUCGUCGCGGCUCGCGCGGCUUCGCUGGCUGCUUCUUCCAUUGCUCGCGGCCGCUUCGCUCGGCGCCGUCGUGCUGUUCGUGCUGCUCCCGACGCCCUCAGCAAUGGUGCCCGACGGCAGCAGCGGUGGUAGUGGGGGCGUCGACGGCUACGGCGAUGACCAGGUCCUGCUCGCCGGGCCAGCGCUCAACCAGCCACACCACGCACCCGUCCACCAGCAGCAGCAACAGCAACAACAACAACAACAACAGCAAUCGCAAAAGUGGUUGAGUUGGUUUGGCUGGGGCGGUCGGUCCGAGCCCGUCCAUCCUGGCCGCCGGUCGAACACGGGUGCCCAUGGCGCCGGCGGGUCCUCGGGUGGCAAGCACGACUCGGCGGCAGACCCGGCAUUGUUUGCGCCGUGGUGCAAGAACACGGACGUCGAAGUGGUGCAUCGACUGAGUGUCGCGCUCGAGAACUUUGCGGGAGCCGUGUUUGUUGGUCACAUCAACCCCGACACGGACUCGGUCGCAUCCGCAAUAGCAGCAGCUCAUUACUAUGGUGGAAUGGCUGCCACAGCUGGCAAGAUCAAUCCUGAAACAACACUCGUGCUGCAGCGCUUCCAGCUUCCAGAGCCACCACUCGUUUCGACCUUCCCGCCAGACCAGCACGCUUGCUUGGUCGAUUUCAACCAGCGGACACAGCUGAUGCCAUACAUCAACGAAGACAACGUCGUGUGUGUCAUCGACCACCACGCAAUGCAAAAGGACACGGUGGAAAUCUCCCGACCCAUCCACGUCGAAAUCAAAACUUGGGGCAGCUGCUCGAGUGUCGUCGCUUGGAAGUAUUUUGACACAUGCCGACCCAUGCCACCAUCCAUUGCGGGGGUAUUGUUGAGCGGCGUCAUUUCCGACACCCUGUUUCUGAGGUCUCCAACGACCACUGUUGCCGAUCAGACUGCGGUUGCGCGCUUGGCACAGAUUGCUCGUGUCGACAAUGUGCUGCAGUGGGCUCGCGACAUGUUUGCUGCCAAAGCACAGUUUGGUAACAUGACGAUGGAGCAGAUUGUCGCCAGCGACUUCAAAGAGUUUACCAUUUCAGACAAACGCAUUGGAUUUGGUGUUUUGGAGACGGUUGAUCCUCAAGUGCAACUCCAGCGGCGGACUGAACUGCUCGCCAUUACAUGCGACAUCAAAAAGCGGCGAAGAUUGGACUAUGGCUUUUUCGCUAUCGUGGACGUGCUGGAAUUGCGAUCCUUCCUGCUUGUCUGCAGCGCAACGGAACGCGAUCUUGCACUGACAGCCUACAGCGAUGCAGCCGUGGUUGACAAUCUCCAGCUGGAUCUUGGCAAUCGCGUUUCACGGAAGAAAGAGUUUAUUCCACCACUCCAACGAGUGCUGCGAUGAUGUACUUUUUUUCGUUCUCUCCGUGCCUGUGCAUCUCUUGUACAUGCACAGAACACCUUCGACCAGCACCACGAGCCGGGAUUACCGGAACGAUUUUUUUGUUUUGUUUUUUUUUCGUUUGAUGUGUUUGUAUCCACCCCCAGCCGCAUUCGUGCGCCGUUCAAGUAUUUUUGAUUACUUGCUGUUUCAUUACGUGUUUUUUAAAAUGUAGAAUAUUUCCA